Molecule: messenger RNA, 4185 nt
Organism: Varroa destructor (honeybee mite)
Lineage: Eukaryota; Metazoa; Arthropoda; Arachnida; Mesostigmata; Varroidae
Gene: Gprk2
Product: G protein-coupled receptor kinase 2
Biological process (GO): signal transduction; protein phosphorylation; regulation of signal transduction
Cellular component (GO): cytoplasm
Molecular function (GO): G protein-coupled receptor kinase activity; ATP binding
Source: RefSeq, a predicted model, not a curated record
UGGGCUGGAUAGUGGCUAACUGAAUGACGACCAUUGGCUGGUCCUACUGGCUUUGAUUAUCAGUACUGUGAGAGGGGGCCUUUGAUAUCAGCAUGGUUAGUCGGUGAGCGCGCUAAUUCACUAAUAUCUACCCUGUAAUUGCGGCUGUAUUUCAUACCCACUGUUAUUACUGGAACGCUAUCUAUCCAAGCAACCUGUCUAUCAGGGUCUGCUGUUAGUGUGUGCGAGUGCGUGGAUGUGUGUGUCUGUUCGCCGUACGAGGCCGUGUAGUACUCUCCGUGUGUCGCUGUUGUCCGCGCUGCCUUUUUCCACAUAAUGUACAUCCUUAUGUACGCAUACGGGCUUACAUAGAUCGUGUCCUAUGCGUUUGCCACUGCCUUGUUGGUAUUGCUGCCAGUAGAGUGGCCUGUCAUCAACAAUAAAUCAUCGGCGUGAUAGUUGUGGUCAUCAUCGUCGUCGUGUUGGUGGCGUUUGCAGGAGAAAACAACGACGGCGGCGGCGGCGGCGGCGGAAGUCGGAGCACCAUCAGUGCUUGCCACCAGCGAUUGUCGUACCAUCAGCAACGGCAGCUUGGUAUCUGGUGCGCAGAAAAAGUCGAUCAGUCAGUCGGUUCAUUUAUUUAGGUUUCUCAUUCCGACAGUUGCUCGGUUGUUUGUUGUUAUUAUUAUUCUUUUGGUUGUGCGGUAGUCCUGAUAAUAAAAAUGAUAAGUGAGUGCUGCUAAUAUUAUCGUAAUUUUCGUCGUUGGCCAUCGCGGUGGCGUUGUCGUUGCUGAUACACGGUGAUAUACGGAUACGCUGGUAGGUGCGCUGUUGUUGUUGUUGUUGUUGUCGUUGUUGUUUCUCAUUAUCCCUAUUGUCGUCGUCGUCAUACUUUUAUGGCCGUUAUCGUUGUGAAUUUUGCCGACAUUGUGCACCAGUCGUCAUCGCCGUUCAGCCAGCAUCUUCACUUGUGUUCAGCUCCUCUAAGCUCGACACCUUUUUCUCGAAAGGAACACGAAUAUAUACUAUAGUGGUGAAUUCUACACCUGUAACAGUUCACACCAUACUACAACGGAAUCACUAGCAGGGGAUCAACUGAAAUCUGGGCGACGGACGACGAAUGUGCCUACCGGCAAGCCCCGCUUCGUCAGGAGGAGAUGACCUGUCGAUCACCAACACGAUGAGCAUCACCCCCAUCAAAAACAGUAGUGCCUCGAACAGCAGCAGCCCAAACCUAAAGUGAGACAAGGCCGACAAAGCACCGAUAGCUUUACUCGUCGUUCGUCUUGGUUACCACCGAUCUAUGCUCGAUCGAUGCUCGACAGUCGCUACCAACUACAUAAUAAUAUACCUUGCGAUCUUAUCACGUACCGGCCUAUUCACGAAGUUGACUGUAACAAAGGCAAAAGUAAAAAAUGGAAGAAGAUUCUUGCCUUUCCGCACAUUUCCCUUUGUCUCCCGCUCAAGGAUAAAAUAGAUUGUCGUUAUUCUUUUAUCGUGGAACGACAGCCGAUUGGAAAGCUGCUCUUUCGAGAAUUUUGUUCGACGAAAUCUCAUCUAAAGCGCUGCAUUGAGCUUCUUGAUGCUAUCGAGAGCUAUGAGUGCCAAGUGGAAGAGAAAAGAUUUUCAGCUGCCGAAGAAAUCCUCAACAAUUAUUUCAGCAGUGAGUCGGCAGCAUUCUCGGAUAUUUUCAACUGUGAGUUAGAGAACGAGAUCCGAACGCAGUUAAACAGUGAGAACAAUGAGCGACCACUAAAAGACCUCUUCGCACCAUGUUCAGGGGCGUUGAAGGAGCAUCUUUCAGGAACACCCUUCGACGACUUUGUCGAGACGAUGUACUUCCACCGAUAUCUUCAAUGGAAAUGGCUGGAAGGUCAACCUGUCACGCAGAAGACUUUUCGCAUGUAUCGCGUUUUAGGUAAGGGUGGAUUUGGCGAGGUAUGUGCCUGUCAAGUACGCGCAACGGGUAAGAUGUACGCCUGCAAAAAACUCGAGAAAAAACGAAUCAAGAAGCGGAAAGGCGAGAGUAUGGUCCUCAUAGAGAAGCAAAUUCUGCAAAAGAUCAAUUCAAGAUUUGUCGUAAGUUUAACCUAUGCGUACGAGACGAAGGACUCCCUCUGUUUAGUCUUAACUAUUAUGAAUGGUGGCGACCUCAAGUUUCAUAUUUACAAUAUGGGCGGGGAGCCGGGCUUUGACAUUGAGCGGGCGCGAUUCUAUGCCGCGGAAGUGACUGAAGGUCUCGACCACCUGCACGCUCAAAAUAUUGUCUAUCGUGAUCUCAAGCCGGAGAAUAUUCUACUCGACGAUCAUGGUCAUGUCCGCAUAUCAGAUCUUGGCCUUGCCGUGGAGAUUCCUGAGGGAGAAAGCGUAAGAGGAAGGGUUGGUACAGUGGGAUACAUGGCACCGGAGGUGGUUGACAAUGAAAGGUACACAUUUUCUCCAGACUGGUUUUCGUUGGGUGUACUAUUAUUUGAGAUGAUCGAGGGUCAAGCUCCGUUCCGUGCUCGUAAGGAAAAGGUAAAACGGGAAGAAGUUGAACGGCGGGUCCGUGAAGAACGCGAGAGGUACUCGAGCAAAUUCGGAGAAGAUGCCCGGGCCAUUUGUCAAGCUUUGCUGGCCAAACAACCCAACACCCGACUUGGCUGUCGUAGUGCAAACAACGGAGCGUCGGAAAUCCGUCGUCAUGCAUUCUUUAAAAGCGUAACAUGGAAGCGUCUUCAGGAAGGAAUGCUAGAUCCCCCGUUCGUACCAGAUCCGCACGCGGUCUACGCUAAAGACGUUUUAGACAUCGAGCAAUUUUCUACUGUAAAAGGCGUUAAUCUGGAUGAGACAGAUGAGAACUUCUAUGGUAAAUUUAAUUCUGGAUCCGUAUCGAUUCCGUGGCAAGAGGAAAUGAUCGAAACAGAGUGCUACAAGGAGUUAAAUCAAUGGGGAGAGGACGGAGGUCCAUCUCUAGACCUAAUGCUUGACAGGCCGCCUCAGGAGGAAUACAAAGGAUGCUUCCCAUUUCGACGAAAAAAUAAACGUUCCUCUGGGACGAUGGGCAGCGAGAGUACAAUAUGUAUGAAGAACUCGGAGAUUUCAGCGUCUCGGAUUCAGGAUGACAACACAACGACUCGAGGGGUUGAAAAAUCCAGCAAGCAUAGCAAAGAUUGCACUAAGGACACCACCGGAAGCAAGGAUGCUGACAAGGUCAGCAAAGUUGGGAAUCAUCGAGUGGCGGAUCAUUCAAACAGUACUAAAUAGAGCCAACAGCAGCAACAACGACAGGCGCAGCCCAUAGCAACGACCUUACAAUCUCAAGAAAUUGGCGGAUCCUCACUAACUAGCGACUGUAGCUCAUAUACACCUUUAUCACAAUAAGAGCAAUGGUCAAUACUACGAUUUCCGGUGUAAGCGCAAUUUAUUUCUUGUUUUAGCUACGGCAUAUACUCCAGAACAUGGUCGCGCGACAUACUCCAGACCAGACCGUUUUCGUGCAACUUACUCGUUAGUUAGUACCGUACGAAGCUGACAUUCAUUUUUUGUGAAGCAUACCCUUAAACGACCCUCGUUAAGUCGGCUCUUAGGGUCACAAUUCUUGGGAAGUGGGGCGUUGAUGGAAGGGCGGUUGCACGCAGGCUUUGCUAGGUAUGUACGGGAAAAGUUUGAUGCAAAACGCAUAUUCAUUUGCGUAGAGCGUACCGUCCUUUCCUACCUGGUAAUUAACUUACAUUCUGCAUAUCUACCGGCAGCCAGUGGGGUGUAAUGUAAUGAUUGCAUGUAUAUAUGCGUGUGUGGGUGUUUGCGACUGUGUAGCUGUUAUAUAGGCAUUUCGACGCUCAUAAUAGAGAGGGGCCGAGUUCCUUUGGUCGAUCCCUAACGUAAAGCGGUUCUAAUUAGCAAUUUACGCUUAGAAGGAGGUAAUAAUGAAAGGACACGAACACAUUGGAAACACCGAAAAAAGGCAUUGAUAUUAAUCAAACACAUCUGUUGCAAAAUUCUGUUUCCUGGGCGAUUCAUACUUAAGCGGUGUGCUGUUGACCAAUUUUUUAGACGGAACCUAAAACCCAUGUGUUAACACAAAAAAUAUUUUAAUUUCUUUACGGAAAGGUAUAUGUUAGAGACGAAUUGUAUUUAAUAUCAAUUUAUUUUCAUAAAUAAAUAAAUGUAAUGCAUAAUUCAAAUGUCAGGGAAAACUCAACGAGAAGAUUUCUAACCUGCGUU